Chroicocephalus ridibundus (black-headed gull) is the source of this 8449-nucleotide messenger RNA. RefSeq names its product ATPase sarcoplasmic/endoplasmic reticulum Ca2+ transporting 3 (gene ATP2A3). The coding region runs from base 137 to 3265 and encodes 1042 amino acids. Gene Ontology annotation, cellular component: membrane. The record is from RefSeq and is a predicted model, not a curated record. Gene Ontology annotation, biological process: intracellular calcium ion homeostasis; calcium ion transmembrane transport. Gene Ontology annotation, molecular function: ATP hydrolysis activity; ATP binding; P-type calcium transporter activity. The transcript has 22 exons. NCBI's taxonomy places the organism in Eukaryota, Metazoa, Chordata, Aves, Charadriiformes, Laridae.
GGUCCCGGCGGGAGGAGGCGGUCCCGGCGGCGGGGGCCCCUUCCCGGAGAGGUGCCGAGGCAGCGCCGUGCGAGCGGCGCCCCGUGUGCCCUCCGUGAGCCCCCCCCCAGCCCCGAGCAUCCCCCCGGGCCGGGGCAUGGAGGCGGCGCACAGCCUCCCGGUGCUCGACGUCCUCCGCCGCUUCGGGGUAUCGGAGAGCUGCGGGCUCAGCCCGGAGCAGGUCCGCCGCAACCGGGAGAAGUACGGCCCCAAUGAGCUCCCUGCAGAAGAAGGAAAGUCCCUCUGGGAGUUGGUGCUGGAGCAGUUUGAAGAUCUCCUCGUCCGCAUCCUUUUGAUGGCAGCUUUUCUGUCAUUCAUCCUGGCCUGGUUUGAAGAAGGAGAGGAGACCACAACGGCAUUUGUGGAGCCCAUUGUCAUUAUCAUGAUCCUGAUCGCCAACGCCGUGGUGGGUGUGUGGCAGGAGAGGAACGCCGAGAGCGCCAUCGAAGCCUUGAAGGAGUAUGAGCCUGAGAUGGGGAAGGUGAUCCGCGCCGACCGCAGCGGGGUGCAGCGGAUCCGCGCCCGGGACAUCGUCCCCGGAGACAUCGUGGAGGUGGCAGUUGGCGACAAGGUGCCGGCGGACAUCCGGAUCAUCGAAAUCCGGUCCACCACCCUGCGGGUCGACCAGUCCAUCCUCACAGGGGAGUCUGUGUCGGUGAUCAAACAUGCUGACCCCAUCCCCGACCCCCGGGCUGUCAACCAGGACAAGAAGAACAUGCUUUUCUCCGGCACCAACAUUGCAGCUGGGAAGGCUGUAGGUGUCGUCAUUGCCACAGGGGUGUACACCGAGAUCGGGAAGAUCCGAAACCAGAUGGUGGAGACCGAGCCUGAGAAGACCCCUUUGCAGCAGAAGCUGGACGAGUUCAGCCAGCAGCUCUCCAAAGUGAUCUUCCUGGUGUGCAUCGCUGUCUGGGUCAUCAACGUCAGCCACUUCAGCGACCCCGUCCACGGGGGCUCCUGGUUUCGGGGGGCCAUCUACUAUUUCAAGAUUUCGGUGGCACUGGCGGUGGCCGCCAUUCCCGAGGGCCUCCCAGCCGUCAUCACCACCUGCCUGGCGCUGGGCACGCGGCGCAUGGCCAAGAAGAACGCCAUUGUCCGGAGCCUGCCCUCAGUGGAGACCCUGGGCUGCACCUCCGUCAUCUGCUCUGACAAGACCGGCACCCUCACCACCAACCAAAUGUCCGUCUGCCGGAUGUUCAUUAUGGAGAAGGUGGAGGGCGCCCAGUGCAGCCUGCACGAGUUCAGCAUCACUGGCUCCACCUACGCCCCCGAGGGACAGAUCCUGAAGGACGAGCAGCCGGUGCAGUGCGGGCAGUACGACGGGCUGGUGGAGCUGGCCACCAUCUGCGCCCUCUGCAACGACUCCUCGCUGGACUACAACGAGUCCAAAAAAGUCUACGAGAAGGUGGGGGAAGCCACCGAAACAGCCCUGACGUGCCUGGUGGAGAAGAUGAACGUCUUCAACACUGACACCAGCAAACUCUCCAAGGUGGAGCGAGCCAACGCCUGCAAUUCGGUGAUCAAGCAGCUGAUGAGGAAGGAGUGCACCCUGGAGUUCUCCCGCGACCGCAAGUCCAUGUCGGUGUACUGCACGCCCACCAGCCCCGGCCACAACUCCGCCGGCAGCAAGAUGUUCGUCAAGGGCGCCCCAGAAAGCGUGAUCGAGCGCUGCACCCACGUCCGGGUGGGCACUGCCAAGGUCCUGCUGACGGCCCCGGUGCGGGAGAAGAUCCUGGGCAGGAUCCGGGACUGGGGCAUGGGCAUCGACACGCUGCGCUGCCUGGCCUUGGCCACCCAGGACGCGCCCGUCCGCAGGGAGACCAUGCAGCUGCACGACUCCGCCGCCUUCGUCCACUACGAGAACAACCUGACCUUCGUGGGCUGCGUGGGGAUGCUGGACCCUCCCCGCAAGGAGGUCACCUCUUCCAUCGAGAUGUGCCGCAAGGCCGGCAUCCGCGUCAUCAUGAUCACCGGCGACAACAAGGGCACGGCGGUGGCCAUCUGCCGCAGGAUCGGCAUCUUCUCAGAGAGCGAGGACGUGGCCGGCAAAGCCUACACAGGCCGGGAGUUCGAUGAGCUGCCCCCUGAGGCGCAGCGGCAGGCAUGCCGCGAUGCCCGAUGCUUCGCCCGCGUGGAGCCGGCACACAAGUCCCGCAUCGUCGAGUACCUCCAGUCCUUCCACGAGAUCACUGCCAUGACAGGUGAUGGUGUCAACGAUGCCCCGGCCCUGAAGAAAGCCGAGAUUGGCAUUGCCAUGGGGUCAGGCACGGCCGUUGCCAAGUCGGCCGCCGAGAUGGUGCUCUCCGACGACAACUUCUCCACCAUCGUGUCGGCCGUCGAGGAGGGCAGGGCCAUUUACAACAACAUGAAGCAGUUCAUCCGCUAUCUCAUCUCCUCCAACGUCGGGGAGGUCGUUUGCAUCUUCCUGACGGCCAUCCUGGGCUUGCCCGAGGCCCUCAUCCCCGUGCAGUUGCUGUGGGUGAACCUGGUGACGGAUGGGCUGCCAGCCACUGCGCUGGGCUUCAACCCCCCAGACCUGGACAUCAUGGACAAGCUGCCCCGCAACCCCAAGGAGCCCCUCAUCAGCGGCUGGCUCUUCUUCCGCUACCUGGCCAUAGGAGUGUACGUGGGCCUGGCCACGGUGGGUGCAGCGACCUGGUGGUUCUUGUACGACGCCGAUGGACCGCAGGUCUCCUUCCAUCAGCUGAGGAACUUCAUGAGGUGCACUGAGGACAACCCCAUCUUUGAAGGAAUCGACUGUGAGAUCUUCGAGUCGCGAUACCCGACCACGAUGGCCCUGUCCGUGCUGGUGACAAUCGAAAUGUGCAAUGCUCUGAACAGUGUCUCUGAGAACCAGUCGCUGCUGCGGAUGCCUCCAUGGCUCAACAUCUGGCUGCUGGGGGCCAUCAUCAUGUCCAUGGCUCUGCACUUUCUCAUCCUCUACGUCAAGCCCAUGCCUCUCAUCUUCCAGGUAACCCCCCUGAGCUGGCCGCAGUGGGUGGUUGUAAUGAAAAUCUCCCUGCCCGUUAUCCUGCUGGAUGAAGGACUCAAGUACCUUUCCCGGAACCACCUGGACGGCAUUCUCAGGACGGUAAGACACACGUGGAGCGGGGAGCACCAGUUGAAAACCGGCAGGACGCCAGAGCAAGGGAGAAGAGGACAAGAAAUGAAUGACACGAAGGAACCGCUCCUAACUAAAGGCUCCCUAACUUGUAACUCGGACUGAAGUCUUGCAUGCGUGACCAUCGCUAGAAGCCAGCAGGACAUGCAUGUGUCCGACUAUCAGACAAAUGCGGGUGAAUCGUCGAAAAGAAAAAUACUGAUUUUGUUUUGUUUCGUAGCUUUCUUUUUCCUGUACAUACGAGUGCAAUUACUGGACAGCUGGCGUAGGGUUUGGGGACGGAGCUGUGUGGACCCGGGUCGUCGUAACGCGGUUCCUUGGGGAUUUAGCCCUGCAAAAUUUGAGACCCUCUUUCCAGUUUUCACCCUGACGGGGUGAGCUCAGGCAAGACGUCCUUCACGGGAGAUCGAGGGGCGGGGGGGAGUCGGGGGUUGUAGGCAAUAUGCUGAGCACGGGUGGGCGGCUGCGUUCCCUGGCCGGGCAGGACGAGCGAGGGCAGGGGAAGGGCUUGGCGGUGGGCGCGGGCAGAGGAGGGAGGCGAAGGGGCCGUGGGUUGGGGUCGCCGACCCUCGAUGAUGCCUGCGGUGUCGGUGGGGGCAUCCCUGCGGCUGCUGCGCUCCGCUCCGUGGUGUGGCCAUUGGUGGUGUGGAUCUUGCCGACUGUGUUUAUACGUCGAGGUCGAGUGCGUGCGGUGGAAGGUGAAGUUCUCCCUAUUUAUCGCACUGUCCUGUUUGAUGCCCGCAUUGUGGGAAGCCCCACACCUUCUCAGGCUCAUCGGACACCAAAGCGUUGACGCAGUCUUGUGUGUUCUCCUCCGUCCGGCGUCUUCUUAGAUCCCAUCUGCACUAUUUGAGCCGUAGCCCUCUUCCUCGUAGGGGCAACCGUUUGAAGCAAAGCAUGGGGAUGGCCAACUUUGCAUUCCUCAUGUCUACCGCUCACUCCUGGUCACGAUUUUUAUCCUCAGUUGAUUUUUAACCAUUUCCCUAGCAGGAGUAGAGCUGAAGUUCUUAGGAGCAUGUCCAUGAGUUCGUGUCCUCCUGCCUUGGAGGACAUCGCUGUCUUGCACAGGGCGUCCUUGACACCGGAGAUCCGCCUUCGAGACAGGGAUGAAUGUAUGCUUGUACAUAACGUAGUCCUUCUCCGUGAGCAGUGUUUGUCGCGGCAUCCCUUUUUAUAAGGCACCAACUUUAUUUUAUCCUCUUGGGAUGGUCCUGCAGCAGCAGUGACACGGGCUGCAGAGAGAGUUUGUGGAUUUUGGGAUCCAGUAAAUUGAUCUUUCUCCAUUGAGCUGCAUCAGCUGAGGAGCUGAUAGCGGGUGAUCUCUUCUCCAGCUCUCCAAAUCCUCCCUCCUGUUUUCCUCACGUUCCCCCAUGAUCCGUCCUGAUGAUAUUUCAUUAGCCAGACCCUGUAUCUUCCCUUUCUCUUAAAUUCCAGCAGAAGUACUCGAGCCAGGGUUUUGGAAGCAUUUUGCUCCUUUGCUGUUGGGGUUUUUCUUUUACUUUUUUUGCCUCUUAAAAGCUUCCAGUGCUUUUCUGUUUCUCUUUUACCUGGGCAAGAGCUACUCUUCCUCUGUACAGUAGGUGCCAAAUAUCAUCCUUCCUUUCUUUUCUCCAUCACCAGCAUUGAAGAUGAGCAGAGCCCCCAGACCAAUGGGAAUGUACAGAAUUGUUAUACUACUGAGCUGAUUUAAUUGUACAGAAAACCUUGCAUGAAAUGUUGUUACUGUAUUUAAUAUAUAAUGUAUUCAAGAAAUUUUAAUAUGGAGCUCUUUAAAAAGAUCUUUAUAGAUACUCUGUGGCUAGAAGAUUGUUGCUGAUUUUUUUUUUUUAAUAUUAUUAUACUUUGUCUUGAAGAAGUUUUAUUUUUCAGACGUGUUAUGUCUGAUUGAUUUAAUUGCUGAUCCCAUGGGACGACCAGUUCCUCUGUAAAGAUUUUCACUGUUCUGAGACUCACCCUGGCGAGGAGGACCAGGGCACGACCCGGUACUGCUUAAGCCUUAGAGUAAGGCUUCAGUAAGACUCACGCCAUAGACGUGUGGUGUGGCCUUCCCCGAACGGGUGGAUUUCACCUCGGUUUAGUACAGAUCUUCUCCAGCUCUCCGUGCAGGGAAAGCACAGCGGGAAUUUAAUCCAGUACCAGCUCGGUGACUUCAGAGGAAAUUGCCUCUCUGUUUCCCCGAGGCUGAAAACCCGUUUGGGAGAGGCUGGGCUGGAUUCAGAGCAUCCCAACCCCAUUUGUAGGGUCCAGCGGGGCUUUCAGCUGCCCGAUGGCAUCUCCCUGGGACAUGGUGGCCUCAGUCCAUCAGGACGGACCAAGCAGGUCUGUGUUGCACCACCUGCGUUUCCCUGGGCUUAAGGUCAGGUGUGGGAUUAUUAAUUUUACCCUUAAGGUCUGGUGCAGGUUUAUUAAUUUUACCCAAAUACGUAUGUGUGCGGAGGAGUUUCCUGUGUAAAGGUCCCGCUAAUGAGUACUGAAUAAUGGAUGGGAGUCUGAUGGAAGGAGGCCUAAAAGGAAAAAAAAAAAAAAAAAAGAAAAGAAAGAAAUAAGAGCUCUGUUUCGGAGCAGAGAUGGAAAUCAUGAAAUUUUAACUUGCUAUUAAAUCCCUGCUGGCAAUUUUUGCUUCGUCUCACCUGACACGGAGGGCUGGGGGUGGUCGUGCCAGGCGUCCGUCUGAACCCACUACCAGAGCGGCUGUUUGAGGAGCUGCUGCGUUUAUUCCCUUGCUGUUGCCAGAGGUGCCGAGUUGCUGUUAUUUUGUCGUCGGUGGAGAUGCCGCGCUGCUGCGAGCCCGGGCAAUGUCGGCCUGUUUGUCCAGUCGCUGGGUUGCAAGUGUGGGUUACCGAAACCCAAGCCAUUGCGGGCCAGAAACCAGAGCUGUGUCCCAGCCAAAGGCUCGUUCUUUCCAGCAGGAGCAAAUUGCGUUUGGUUUUUUAUUGCAAGCGUCUGGAUCUACCUAGAAAAUAGUGCAGGAAACCUGGGCUAAGGCUCCCUGGAGCAGGCAUCUCCCUGGCUAGGAGGGACCAUUUCGACACAUCCCCAUUUCCCCUUCUGAACGGUUGGCCACGUCUCUCUCUUUCCCCCCAUCCUUUAACUACUUGGAAUACAGGUUUCACUCCAUGCUUUUUGAUUACAAAUGUUUUCAUGAAGUAGAUAAAAUAUCCAUGAUGUAAUUUUUUUUCCUUUAUGCUUCGGUGACGGGUCAGGAUAAAUCACGGGGCAGGUAUUUAUCGCGCGCGUGCCACCAGCAGCGUGCUGGGCGCUUUCACAGGCUGGAGCAUGUUCUUGUGCAAACUUGGAGAUCCCGGAGCCGAGACCAUCGCUUUGGGAUGGGGUCUUGUGUCUUACCGCGGCAUCCGACGGUGUGCAAUACAAGGGAGAUGGACACUGGGUGGCCGUUUGGCCCAAGAGCUUCUUAAAAAAGGCAGCUGAGGGUCAAAGCCUCCGGGAUCCGUGCUUUUUUCACAACCGAGUUUAGGAAUUACUUCCUUUUUUGUUCUGUUUUGGUGGUGCUGCCUGGCAUAUUUGGGUUUUAACUGAAACGUAGGUCUUUCCAGCAAGACCUUUAGCAUCAGUGGGCUGCUGCGGCAGAUCCCCCGCGCGCAGGGACGCGAGGUGCACGGGGGAGGACACGCCGGGAUGGCAGCACGGGGUUGUCCACGAGCACUUUAUAGUCCUUUCUCAGGGCCAGGCACCGUGCUGGGCUACAGCCAAGGCGGGACGCGAGGGUCCCGCGUCCCUGGGGCGAGCAAUUUGGGGGGUCAGCUUUGGGCAGCAGGUGCGGAAAGUCUUUCGUGCUGUUUCGGGACGUCGUGUCGUUGUGGCCAGUUGCUAGAUGAGCUCUUGCCCCUGCGGCGUGUGGUCCCGUCGGGAGGCACGUUGGGAAAGGAAAAAGAGAGAUGCUCUGCGGAGCAAAGACGUACUGCGUCCUACGUUUUAUUUCUGUCACGUGGCCACGGUGCGGCUCAGGGUCUGGGUGAGGUUUUGGAUUUGUGUGUUUGAGACUUUGGCACUGUGAAGAUGUUGUCUGUGUGUUUCUGACGCUUGGCUCAGCCAAGGCUGGAUGGUACCACCAGGCACUGGGGAAGUCAGGAGCAGAAGGGUCAGGCUUUACUGGAGAGGCUGGGGGACUUCAUUCCUGUAAGAGCAUGGAAUCUGGGGUUGAACCAGAGUCUCUGCUCAUGAUGUGGAUGGCAGAAGUAGCCAGAGGAGCAAUAGGAAAACUCAGCAGCAAUUUUUGGUCCCUCUUUUGUGUGUCAGGUUGACAGUGCUGCUUCCCAGUCAGGGUCCUGCUCCGCAAAACUCAUCAAAUUGCUGUGCCAGAGCUCAGGCUAUCGCUGUCCCGGUUGGUGGGAGAUGUUCAAGGGCUUCAGUGACCUUGGCAUCGUAUCACUCCUGAAACUCAAACGCACAGGAGUCCCCAGUACCAACUCCUGAGACUUACUGUGAGUUUUGGUCCAUACCUGGCAUGGCCAUCACCUUGUAUAAAUGAUGCCAGAGAUUCAGUUGUCCCUGUUCAGUCCCACCCGGGCUUUUUUUCCCCCACUUCUGUGGUGGCACUUUCUGGCAGGGCUUGUCCCCGGCAGGGAGACAGCCCGGGGGUCGGGUUUUUGGGAUGAAGGAGAAGGGCUUCACCCCAUGCAGAGCUUGCGUGGCACGGUUUGGGUUAGGCUUUGCAGGGCUGCAGUGAGGGAGGGGACACACAGGGGAAGUUGUGCUCCCUGGACCUGUCCUCCUGGUGCCGUUCAGCUCUCGGUAUGAGCGGGGCACUACGUGAGCCUAAGCCUGUGUGCACCUGGAGCGAUGGGGACACGGGUGCUGCCGGCCAGAGCCCGAGCUGGGUCCAUCCGGGCGCUUGGGACCAAGAGGGGGGCGAGCGCUGGGCUGCCAGCGGGUGCCCGCAGUGGCUUCAAUCUGGGAAUAUCCUGAUUUUUUUUUUCUUUUUUUUUUUUUUAAUAUGAGAUGCCUGGACAGCCAGACCUAGAAAUCUCUGAGUUUGUGCUUCAUAGCGGAAGGUAAAUCAUUGUAUCUGGGGGUGGGUGGGAGGGUGUUGUCUGAGGGGUAGAAUUGAAAGAAACAAGGUUUCCUAUUUUAUUAUAUGAGAGAUAUUUUUCCACUAAAUUACUGCUUCCUAAAUCGUGUCCUUUGUCCGACUGUAAAUAGCCAGGUGUGCCGUGAAGACGUGGGAAAGCUCCUCGUGGUCACAUCCACACGAUCCACUCUGUUCAGACAAUAUUGGGCUGAUUUGUUUUAUACUUAUGAAAUUACAGAAAUAAAAGCAAUUUUACUGGA